Messenger RNA from Podarcis raffonei (Aeolian wall lizard), 1370 nucleotides. Its product is annotated as prolactin-releasing peptide receptor-like. Gene Ontology annotation, biological process: G protein-coupled receptor signaling pathway. Gene Ontology annotation, molecular function: neuropeptide Y receptor activity; neuropeptide binding. The coding region runs from base 233 to 1354 and encodes 373 amino acids. The record is from RefSeq and is a predicted model, not a curated record. NCBI's taxonomy places the organism in Eukaryota, Metazoa, Chordata, Lepidosauria, Squamata, Lacertidae. Gene Ontology annotation, cellular component: neuron projection; plasma membrane. The transcript has 2 exons.
UAGAAUAGUUGUAACAUUAACUGGAAAUGGAAGGUUGUCAUUGGGGAGAAGCAGCCUUUGUAAAUUCAGUCUAAUUCUUGUUAAAUCCAUACAAGUGACACUAUUGACAUUGCUGGUGUCAUUUGUUUAUGUGCACACAGGCCAUCGUGUAUGAAUGCAAAUUUAAUGAAGACCAAGGGGUUAAGCCAAAGGCUUCAUAGGAAAAGAAGCAUCGUCACAAGGGAAAACCAACAUGGCAGUGGACAACCAGCUCCUCAACGACUCCUGCUCCAAUAGCUCAGCUCCCGUUUUCACAGGCCUGGACCUUCUCUUUGAACUGAAGCCACUCUUCAUUCCUCUCUACGCCAUCCUGGUGACGGUGGCCUGCACGGGGAACUUUCUCCUCCUCCUCCUCAUUGGUACCACCAAAAAGUUGCACUGCACCACCAAUUUCCUCAUUGGGAACUUGGCAGCCGCCGAUCUGAUCAUGUGCAUUUUCUGUGUCCCGCUGACUGCCUCGUACGCGUUUGAGAUUCGCGGCUGGCUCUUUGGGAUGUUCAUGUGCUACUUUGUCACCCUCAUGCAAGUGGCCACUGUGUUUGUGUCCGUCCUCUCCCUCACUGCUAUCGCUGUGGACCGGUAUAUUGUCAUCGCUUACCCCAUUCGCAAAAGGGUCAGAUGCAAGUCCUGUGCCUACAUUGUGGCCUUCAUUUGGUUGCUCUCUAUCGUGGUCUCAGUCCCCACAUCCAUGCACACCCAUUACCUGGAUCUCAACAGCAUUGGCCAUGACAUGAUCAUCUGCGAAGAAUUCUGGAAGCACCACAAGACCGAGAGGUGGCUGUACUCUUGCUUGAUGCUCCUCUUGUCCUACAUGCUCCCGCUCUCUGCUGUCUCCAUCUCCUACUGCGCCAUUACUUAUCGCCUCCGGAACAGGAGCGUCCCAGGGGCUGCCUACCACGGCCAAGAGAAAUGGACUAAAAAGAAGCAAAAGACUUUCCGGAUCCUCGUCAUCUCUGUCAUGUGCUUUGCUUGUUGCUGGCUCCCUCUUCAGGUGGUUAAUCUGAUCAUAGAUAUAGACGAGGAGUUUGUCGUCCUAGACAAGAGAUAUGUCAACGUCAUUCAAGUGUCCUGUCAUGUGGUCGCCAUGAGUUCUGCGUGCUUCAAUCCGUUCAUCUAUGCCUCCCUCCACAACAAGUUCCGACUCCACAUUAGCAACUACUUUCAUCAAAGGAAGAGGUCAAGCACCAUGUGCCGCAAGGCUUCCCGGCUGAAUACCUGCUCCACUUUGGCAGAUCAUCCUGUGGGCCACAGUGAAAAAAUAGCGCUGCAAGAGAAGUUUCCUUUUAGCUCAAACCCAGCAGCCCUACAAAUAUAAAAAGAGCCAAUCUACU